Messenger RNA from Oncorhynchus keta (chum salmon), 4243 nucleotides. RefSeq names its product transcription intermediary factor 1-alpha-like. The record is from RefSeq and is a predicted model, not a curated record. The transcript is spliced from 18 exons. The coding region runs from base 573 to 3566 and encodes 997 amino acids. NCBI's taxonomy places the organism in Eukaryota, Metazoa, Chordata, Actinopteri, Salmoniformes, Salmonidae. Gene Ontology annotation, molecular function: protein binding; zinc ion binding.
AGACGCGAGACAAUGGUUUAGAAAUUCUGUGAUGGAUCUGUCCCUAAAUUUGAUUCAAUUUAUUGGAACAAGCGCGCGCUUGAAAGGAGCACACAUUUCCCUCCUAUCACAGGGCUUUACUGCACCUGACCCCACCCAUCUCAGAUACCGCAGCUUGCGCGCCGAGGAGCAGUCUGGGAGAAAUAUACAAGCAUCUGGAUUUGAUUUAAUUCAUACGCGCUGUUGUGCAGUACUAUAGCCUGCAAACAAUCAUAUACAUUGCUUAUAUAUUUGUUGUGUGUUUGCAAACGAGGGAUUUAAUUCAGUUAUAAAUGCGUAGUGCUGCUGAUGCUGAAUAUCUGAAAGCAUUUGACAAAAAGGAUCUCAUCUGCACGCGGAUGUUGACCAAAGAAGACAUUGGAGUGUUCCGGAGGCAACACAACGCCGACGAGAACGAAGGAUGUCUAGACUAGUUAUAUUCUUUUGAAUUGACAUUUUUGGGAAUACCUGCAUGUUUGGAUAGCUCACUGUCAGGUGACAUAGAUAGACAGGGGUUCUUCUUUAUCUGUUGUUUUAAUAAAAGUGAAGCAGCGAUGGAUGAAGGUGCAGAGUCCGAUGAUGCUGUCAUUAUUGUGGAGAACGAAGCAGAGAGCAUGCCAGUUCAGGAGAACACGAACGCCUGCAACGAGCGGACAGGCACCUUGAAUUUUCUGGACACUUGUCCCGUGUGUCAUUUAAACUUUCAUUGUCGAGAACCAAAACUUCUGCCAUGUCUCCACUCUUUUUGUAAGAAGUGUUUGCCGUCGGCUUCCAGGAAUUUGGCCAUGCCAGACACUAACAGCUCGACGAAACCACUGAAUGUGAUUCGCUGUCCGGUGUGCAGACAGGAGUGUAUGGAGGUGGACGUGAUGGAGAACUUCUUUGUGAGGGACUCAGUGGAGGCUUCCAGCAGCACCGUGGAGAGGACUGUUCAGCUAUGUAUGAGUUGUGAGGACAACACAGAGACUACAGGUUUCUGUGUGGACUGUGUGGAGUUCAUGUGUGCCACCUGCGUGGAGGCCCACCAGAGGGUCAAGUUCACCAAAGACCACACCAUCAGACAGAAGGGGGAUGUAUCUCAAGAGUAUGUGGGUGUUUCCAGUCAUAGGCCAGUGUUCUGUGAAGUCCACAAGCAGGAGCCCCUGAAGCUGUUCUGUGAAACCUGUGAUCUACCAACCUGUCGAGACUGUCAGCUGCUCAAGCACAAGGACCACAAUUACCAGUUUCUGGAGGAUGCCUAUAAGAAUCACAAACAUUACAUGGAGGAUAUGAAUCGUCAACUGCUGGAAAAAAAGAAGAUCAUUGAAGAUGUGUCAAACUCUAUAAACAAUGGACUCCUUCAAGUUGAUGAGAACCGCAUAUCAGUUCACAAUGAAAUCAAGAAGUCCAUCUGUAGUCUGAUACUAGAGAUCAACAGAAAGGGAAAGAUUCUUGUCAAUCAGCUUGAGGGCCUGACAAAGGAUCAUGAGAGUGGUCUAAAGAAGCAGAAGGAGGAUAUUGGCUAUCUGUCCAGACACCUGGAUCACGUGAUCAACUUCACAAAAUGGGCGACAGCUAGGAACGGCGGCACAGCUCUCCUGUACUGCAAACGUUUGAUUCUGUUUCAGAUCGGAAACCUCCUGCGGGCUAAAUGCAAUACCUCGUUUGUACCGCAGAGCACUGUGCGUUUCCAGUGUCGGUCAGGCUUCUGGUCUUCAAAUGUCGAUCUGGGCUCAUUAGUGGUGGAGAAUGUCCCAGGCCCCCAGCUGGGCAGCUUCCAGGGCAUCCCUCAUCAACUCCCCCAUCCUGGGCAGGGCCCCUCAGGCUCCCCCAACAGCCUGCCCCCAGGCCUCUCCCAGCCCCGCCUGGCCCCCCACAACCACAACACCCUGGCUCAGCUCCAGAUGCAGGUGGAGAAACUAGCCCAACAGCCUCACUGGCAGCCCCAGACCCCACCCUGGGCCUGGUACCAGAGCAUGCGGCUCCAGAGACCCCCUCCAGGGCCCCUCCAGGGUGGCUCUCCCUCCCAGAGUCUCCCCCCCAUGCCCCAGCAGGGCCGGAGGUUCAUUGCCCCCCCUGCAAUCCAUCUCAGUCCCACCAGCACCCUGUCAAGUCCUGGAUAUCCUCCCCAGGCUGUCCAAUCACUGAGAGGCCUGGUGAGCAGCCCCAGCAGCUAUGCACUCAAACACAUGGACUUAUUCAACCCAAUGCCUCACUUCUCCCACAAUGCACCACUGUCUAGCAACGGCAGCCUCAGUUCUCCUCACUUGCGACAGCAACAGAUGGAGUCUGCAUAUCACAACAAGCACCCUGGAGGCCCUGUCCAAAUAAUAAGACCCAACUUCCCUCAGACCCUACCAGCUUCCCUCCCAUAUAGAACUGCACAAGGACACCAUCAUGCAGGACUAACUGCUAUAUCCUGUGAAGAGAAACCAGGGACUGUUUCCUGGAAACCUCUGGAGGCACAGCAGAAGGCGUAUGGAGCUGGGGGAUCAGCUGCCAAGAGGAGACGAAGGGCAUCGCCUGGACCCAUCAUCAUCAUCAAAGACGAGCCAGAGGACGACAUCAGCUGUGUACAGGGUAACCUGAGAGCCAACCUCCCAGACAGUAGCACGGGGGUCCAGGCCCAAACCUGUCGGCAAGAUGGAGGGGAACCACAAGUCCAGAUUUCUCGUCAGACCACAGAGGAAGAGGCCCAGGCCCCACCACAGCCUCCAGGGCCUUCAGGGGACCUGAGUCAAGCCCCACAGCAGAGCCACUCUCUGGGGGCAGAGCAGCAGCUAGGCAGUCAGGGCCCAGCUCCAGAAGAGGACCCUAAUGAGGAUUGGUGUGCUGUGUGUCAGAAUGGAGGAGAGCUGCUGCUGUGUUGUGACAAGUGUCCCAAAGUGUUCCACCUCUCUUGCCACAUCCCCACCCUCUUCAGAUUACCCAGUGGGGAGUGGUUCUGCUCAUUCUGCCGUGACCUGUCAGUGCCUGAGGUGGUGUAUGACUGUGACAUCAGCAGAUUAGAGCCCAGAACAGUGAAGGAGGAACCAGACUCUGAGGGAGGAUUCUGCCCUGUGGACAAACGGAAAUGUGAGCGACUGUUGCUGAAGAUGUACUGCAGUGAGCUCAGUGCUGACUUCCAGGAGGCUAGAUCCCCCUUGAUAUUGCCAGAGAACCAGGAGACCCAAAAGACGCCGAUGGUUCUGUCCAUUGUGAAGAGCAAGCUGGAAUCCAGGCAGAGCCCCUGCUACCAGACACCUUCUGAGGUUGUAUCAGACAUCCGACUCAUCUUCAGGAACUGUGCAGCAUUCAAUGAGGCUGACACUGAGGUUGCCACUGCAGGGAGAAACCUGGAGAGGUUCUUUGAGGAGCAGUUGAAGUUCCUCUACCCUGAACGGAUUUUUCCAAAGGUCAAGUCUGAGGUCAUCAGUUCUGUGACCCCUCCCGUCUCUCCUGCCCCUCCCACAAACCCUGAUGAGGAGAGCUCCCAGCAUGCAAAGCAUCAGCGCAGGUCCUCUGAGACCCAGGAGUUGUGUACUCCUGCUCAGCUAAGCUCACCAAAGGGAGAGGAAGAGGCCGUAUAAGCGUGCACAUCGUCAUCUCAUCAACGUUUAUCAGUCAAUAACACUGCCAGUACUAGCCUAUACUAGUAAUUCAUCUGAUUCUCUUGAGAAAGUCUGAUUUUCUAAAUGUGCCAAAAUAAUGUUCUGUGAUCGAAUAAUUUUGGGGAAUAGGAACUGUUACAAGGUUAAUAAAGUGAAAACACGUCAAAUGUAUCAAACCAGCCUGAUAAAAGACUAUUUCAGUUGUUAUUGCAAGACUGUAUGAAGUGUUAGUUUCAUGAACAUGUCAGCUGUGCGAGGUCUAGUUGUUCAGGCCUACGGUAGCCUCUAGUUUACAGUGUGAUGGCUGGUAGCAUGACACGAGGCCUACUUUAUUCAUCGCAACAAUAGAACUUCAUCUUUGUUCCCUCGUUGUUUUGUCAUUGAGCCAUUCAAUGUGUCAUGUAUUUAUAUUUUACAUUGUUGUAGUGUUUUUUAUGCAGUGUAUGUAAGUAUUUACAAUGAUCAUUAACUUAAAGCAGGCAAGUAAAUCUUCAACAAAAUGCAGUCCCAAAUAACCUCAUUUGCUAUGUUUUCUCAUGACUUCAUACCAUUGCUACUUAUGAAAACCAAAAUAUUGUAUUCAUAAAAAAUACUUCUUGCAUGCAAGUUUACUUGCAGCUGUUUACAGGGUAAAAUAAACAAUGUCCAAUAUCUUA